Messenger RNA from Molossus molossus (Pallas's mastiff bat), 2850 nucleotides. It is a transcript of the gene KCNA5, whose product is annotated as potassium voltage-gated channel subfamily A member 5. Gene Ontology annotation, cellular component: voltage-gated potassium channel complex; membrane. The record is from RefSeq and is a predicted model, not a curated record. The transcript has a single exon. Lineage: Eukaryota; Metazoa; Chordata; Mammalia; Chiroptera; Molossidae. The coding region runs from base 252 to 2075 and encodes 607 amino acids. Gene Ontology annotation, molecular function: protein binding; delayed rectifier potassium channel activity. Gene Ontology annotation, biological process: protein homooligomerization; potassium ion transmembrane transport.
AAGGUUGCAUCGGUUGGAAGGAGGUGUUUGGCUGCUUGGUAACGGGCGGCCAGAACCGAGAGAAAGGCAGCGAGCCGGGCAGCGGCUUCUUGACGUCAGGACCAAGCGAGGGGACCGCGCCAGCCACCCCAGUCCGCCCCACUGUGCGCCCGGCCGACGGCGGGAGAGGAGCCGGACGCGAGGCGCUCGCGGGGUGAGGGCGGGGGGUCGGGGGAGCGGCAGGGGCGCAGCAUGCCCCCGGCCCCAGGGCCAUGGAGGUCUCCCCGGUGCCGCUGGAGAACGGCGGGGCCAUGACCGUCAGGGGAGGAGACGAGGCCCCGGCAGGCUGUGGCCAAGCCACAGGGGGGGAGCUGCAGUGCCCCUCGACGGCUGGGCCCAGCGCUGGACCCAAAGAGCCGGCGCCGAGGGGAUGCGGCGCGCAGAGGAGCGCGGAGCCGGGAGGACGGCCCUUGCCACCGCCGCCCCAGGAGCCGCCGCAGCCGGGGCAGCUUCCCCCGGGGGACGAGGAGGGAGAAGGCGACCCCGCCCUGGGCAUGGCGGAGGACCGGGUGCCGAGCGCCGCGGUGCUGCACCACCAGCGCGUCCUCAUCAACAUCUCCGGGCUGCGCUUCGAGACGCAGCUGGGCACCCUGGCGCAGUUCCCCAACACCCUCCUGGGGGACCCGGCCAAGCGCCUGCGCUACUUCGACCCCCUGAGGAACGAGUACUUCUUCGACCGCAACCGGCCCAGCUUCGACGGCAUCCUGUACUACUACCAGUCGGGGGGCCGGCUGCGGAGGCCGGUCAAUGUCUCCCUGGACGUGUUCGCAGACGAGAUUCGCUUCUACCAGCUGGGGGACGAGGCUAUGGAGCGCUUCCGGGAGGACGAGGGGUUCAUUAAAGACGAGGAGAAGCCCCUGCCCCGCAACGAGUUCCAGCGCCAGGUGUGGCUCAUCUUCGAAUACCCGGAGAGCUCGGGGUCCGCGCGGGCCAUCGCCAUCGUCUCGGUCUUGGUCAUCCUCAUCUCCAUCAUCACCUUCUGCCUGGAGACCUUGCCUGAGUUCAGAGAUGAACGAGAGCUGCUCCGCCAUCCCCCGGUGGCCCACCCGCCUGCCGGGCCGGCCCCAGGGGUCAACGGCAGCGGAGCCGGGGCGCCUCCCUCUGGCCCAACGGUGGCACCUCUCCUGCCCAGGACCCUGGCCGACCCCUUCUUCAUUGUAGAGACCACGUGCGUCAUCUGGUUCACCUUUGAGCUGCUUGUUCGUUUCUUCGCCUGCCCCAGCAAGACAGAGUUCUCCCGGAACAUCAUGAAUAUCAUCGACGUGGUGGCCAUCUUCCCCUACUUCAUCACCUUGGGCACCGAGCUGGCCGAGCAACAGCCCGGGGGCGGCGGAGGCGGGGGCCAGAAUGGGCAGCAGGCCAUGUCCCUGGCCAUCCUCAGAGUGAUCCGCCUGGUCCGGGUGUUCCGCAUAUUCAAGCUCUCGCGUCACUCCAAGGGGCUACAGAUCCUGGGCAAGACCUUGCAGGCCUCCAUGCGGGAGCUGGGCCUGCUCAUCUUCUUCCUCUUCAUCGGAGUCAUCCUCUUCUCCAGCGCUGUCUACUUCGCAGAGACUGACAACCAGAACACCCAUUUCUCCAGCAUCCCAGAUGCUUUCUGGUGGGCGGUAGUUACCAUGACCACGGUGGGCUAUGGGGACAUGAGGCCAGUCACUGUUGGGGGCAAGAUCGUGGGCUCGCUGUGUGCCAUCGCUGGGGUCCUCACCAUCGCCCUGCCGGUGCCCGUCAUUGUCUCCAACUUCAACUACUUCUACCACCGGGAGACGGACCACCGGGAGACCACAGACCACGAGGAGCACGCAGCCCUUAAGGAGGGGCAGGGCAGCCAGAGCCAGGGGACGGGGCUGGACAGCAGGGGCCAGCGGAAGGCCAGCUGGAACAAGGGGUCCUUCUGCAAGGGGUCCCUGGAGAAUGCUGAGGGAGCCCAAAGGGGCAGCUGCUCCCUAGAGAAGUGUAACCUGAAGGCCAAGAGCAAUGUGGACCUGCGGAGGUCCCUGUAUGCCCUCUGCCUGGAUACCAGCCGGGAGACAGAUUUGUAAGGCGGGGUCCAGGCUAGCUAGUGGGGAGAGCACAGGCCUCCUGAACCUGGGUAUCUGCCUUAUACCAUAGAGUGUUUCGAACCCCCAUAUAUUUCAAAUAUGUCCUUUCUUUCACUCCUGCCCUCCCUCCUUCUUUCCCUGGGUCCCCCCAUUUUUCCUCUUUCUUCCAUGCCACCAAGGGUCGCCUAUUUUUAAAAAGUGCCACAUUCCAUGACGCAAGAGCCGUUAAAAUGGUGAGCACUACGAGAUGGAUGUAUUUGUGGCCAGUUUCCUAUACCCACCAGAGGAGUAACCCAAACAAAAGGGACUUUAAAUAGCCCAGAUCCCAAGAGAUUUUAUAACUGCCGCUAUCCCUGUUCCAAUUUGCUUUACAUAUGAUUAUAUUUGUGUAUAGGGGAAAUAUUUUUAUGGCUGGUGAGUGGAUUUUUGUACUGUUGCUCAGAUGGAGAUAUUUUGGAUAUAUUUUCUAGACAUAUGUUGUCUUUAUGGAAGAGAGAGUUAGUGUGAUGUUUUUCUGUGAAACAUAUUAGAGCCAGAGACCCCGGUUACAGGGUCUGGUUCCUGUGUCUGUACGCCUCUCUCUUUUCUGGGACGUCGGUUCGGUGCUUUGCAGCUGGGGCAGGGAAUGUUCUGGAAGAAAGGCAAGUCUGGAUUUUUCUGUGCGCCUUAAACAAUUCUUGUAACUUUCUUCAAAAAGCAUGUUAAUGAUGUUGGAGGAAGGCUUCUGAUAAUUCAUUCUCUUUGCUUUUAUCCCAGGAAAUAAAACAUUACUUGG